AUGAAGUACGUGGUUUCCUCGGCCUUGGGCCUGGCACUUUCUGUCAAUGCAGCUCCGUCUCGGACUUUGAACGCCCUGCCCAGGCAGGCCGCCGAGGCAUGCGCCUCGGCUGUAAGCCUCGAUGCCAGUACCAAUGUGUGGGAGUCCCACACUCUGCACGCCAAUAACUUCUACCGUGCCGAGAUCGAGGCGGCGGCGGCGAACAUGACCAGCCCCUUGAAGGAACAAGCUUCGAAGGUUGCCGAUGUCGGAUCGUUUGUCUGGGUCGACACAAUCGCUAAUAUCGAGCGACUCGAGCCCGCCAUCGCCGAUGUGCCUUGUGAGAAUAUCCUAGGUGUCGUCAUCUACGACCUUCCAGGCCGAGACUGUGCCGCGAAAGCCUCGAAUGGAGAAUUGGCAGUGGGCGAGCUCAGCCGGUACAAGACUGAGUACAUUGACCCAAUCGCUGCGAUCCUCAAGGCGAACCCCAACACCGCCUUCGCCCUUGUCAUCGAGCCCGACUCGCUUCCCAACCUGGUCACGAACAUCGACCUCACCACUUGUCAGGACAGUGCCGCUGGAUAUCGCGACGGCGUUGCCUAUGCGCUGUCUACACUUAACCUGCCCAACGUUGUCAUGUAUCUCGAUGCUGGCCAUGGUGGCUGGCUGGGCUGGAAUGACAACCUCAAACCCGGGGCCGAAGAGCUGGCCAGCGCAUACAAGGCUGCCGGCUCGCCAUCGCAGUUUCGAGGCAUUGCCACAAAUGUUGCAGGAUGGAACUCCUGGGAUGCCGAGCCCGGCGAGUUCGCCAGUGAUCCUGACGGGCAAUAUAAUGCCGCUCAGAACGAAGAGAAGUACGUGUCACUGUUUGGCGCAGCUCUGGCUACUGCCGGCAUGCCUAACCAUGCUAUCGUGGAUACUGGACGGAACGGGGUCCAAGGCCUUCGUGACGAGUGGGGUGACUGGUGCAACGUGGAUGGUGCUGGGUUUGGUCUCCGCCCCUCCGCUGAUACUGGCUCAGAUCUGGCCGAUGCUUUCGUGUGGGUCAAGCCUGGUGGGGAGAGUGACGGGACUAGCGACAGCUCAGCUGUUCGCUAUGAUUCGUUUUGUGGAAAGGCCGACGCCUACAAACCAAGUCCAGAGGCUGGUACCUGGAACCAAGCAUACUUUGAGAUGCUGUUGCAAAAUGCGAAUCCUUCCUUCGCAUGA
Diaporthe amygdali is the source of this 1188-nucleotide messenger RNA. RefSeq lists its product as uncharacterized. The coding region runs from base 1 to 1188 and encodes 395 amino acids. The transcript has 5 exons. Gene Ontology annotation, molecular function: hydrolase activity, hydrolyzing O-glycosyl compounds. The record is from RefSeq and is a predicted model, not a curated record. Gene Ontology annotation, biological process: cellulose catabolic process. Lineage: Eukaryota; Fungi; Ascomycota; Sordariomycetes; Diaporthales; Diaporthaceae.